CCUAACCUAUAAAAUAUUAAGUAUAUAAACAAACAAAACGUCAAUACACAAAAAUAAUAAAUAAAAACGAUUAAUUUUGUUUGAACUGUUAUAUUUCUUAAUUAUAUAAAUAAUGUGCGAAAAACUAACAUAUGUGCAAGUUUCGUCAAGUGUCAACCCGAGCUUUUGGAGUAAACUCACUGAACUCAAGCUAAAUGUGGACAAACUGGACGAGACUGAAAGAGAUGUUUGGGGCUAUUUUUCUUUGUUAAGAAAUAAAAAUGUUUCUCAGCCGAUGCUUGAGGUUGAUAGUACAUCUUUUAACGAAAGUUUUACCAGCCAAAACAUGUAUAUCCCCUUUAAGGGAAAAAUAUUUAAUAAAAAUACUAUUGAAAACUUCAAAGAGUGCAAUAAAAUGGAUCUGUUGAAUGCCGAAGGUAUCAACAUCUGGGAUAAAAUUGUUAGCGGGGAAGCUUUAAAGAAGCCAUUUAUCUUAAACAGUUUUAUUAUAUUAUCGUUUGCUGACUUAAAAAAGUACCACUAUUUCUACUGGUUUGCUUAUCCAGUGCCUUAUAAUAUUUCUAUUGAGAAAAUUGAUAGUUGCCUCAUAGGGGAUGUACUUAAAGAAGAAGAGAUCCAACUAUUCUUUGAAACUUUUACCAAGCUGGAUGAUAUCCAGAAACCAUAUUUUCUCUUCGACAAUAAGGUCAACAGCAUUUUACCUUUGGCAGAAAUUAAGAAUUUAAAACAGGAUACAAUGGAUAACAUUUACUUUGUAUUUUUUAAUACAUCAAACUGCAAUAAUCUUGUGGGGUCCCAAGUAAGGAAUUUUGUGGCACUUAUAAUACAUUAUUGCCCUUUUUUACAAGAAAAACUUCAAAAACUCAUAUCAUUACAAUGUCACAGAGAAGGUUCGAAAAUAUCCAUAGCUGAAUCCACUAUACUGACACUAAAACUGCCCAAAGUAGCUGAUGAUACAUUCAAAUCUUGGGUUGGUUGGGAGAAAAAUGAACGGGAUAAAAUGGGCCCAAAAAUGGCAAAUAUGAAGAACACUCUGGAUCCACUAAUACUAGCAGAGAAUGCGAUAGAUUUAAAUUUAAAACUGAUGAAAUGGAGGGUUUUGCCCGAUAUAGAUCUUGACAGAAUAAGCAGGACAAAAUGCUUACUUCUAGGGGCUGGGACCUUAGGAUGCUCCGUUGCCAGAUCUUUACUAGCUUGGGGAGUAAGAGAAAUAACAUUCGUCGAUAAUUCGACCGUAUCAUUCUCAAAUCCAGUCAGGCAAAGUUUAUUUACUUACGAGGAUUCGGUUCAAAUGAGGCCUAAGGCCGAAGCGGCAGCGCAGGGGCUUAAACGGAUAUUUCCCGGGGUGAAAUCUCAGGGAGUUCAAUUGAACAUUCCUAUGCCCGGCCAUAGUGUUGGUGAAAGUAUGCUGGAUCAGAUAAGGGAAAGUGUGGAAACCCUUAUCGGACUUAUUGAGGGGCAUGAUGUGAUUUUUUUACUAAUGGAUUCUAGGGAAAGUCGGUGGUUGCCCACCAUGCUAGGCAGUGUCUAUAAAAAGAUUGUAAUAAAUGCGGCCCUGGGAUUCGACAGCUAUUUAGUAAUGAGACACGGUUGCCACAUCGAAGACCCACAAGAUAAACCGACCAUAUCAGAUGGGCAUGACGGUCACAAAGUGAUUCAAGGCUAUAACUUGGGGUGCUAUUUUUGUAACGACGUCACUGCUCCAGGUGAUUCAAUGAGAAACAGAACUUUGGACCAGCAGUGUACGGUUACUAGACCGGGGGUGUCGCAGAUCGCCGGAGCUUUGGCCGUCGAAUUGGCCGUUUCAUUAUUGGAACACCAGCAACGGUCCAACACUCCGGCUUUCUACAAAAGUACCCCGGAACCCUCGGAACCGAACCCUCACCAGUGCAUUUUAGGGAUGGUUCCGCACUCGAUCAGGGGUUUUUUGUCAACGUUCAGUCAAAUCUUACCGGCCACCCUAAAAUACGAACAAUGUGUCGCAUGUUCACGUUUAAUUUUAGACGAGUAUCGUGCUAAGGGUUUUGACUUUUUAUUGGCGGUUUUUAAUAGCGCGAGGCACCUCGAGGACGUCGCCAAACUCACGGAUAUGUUCGCUGAUAUUAAUUUAGACGAGAUCUUGGAACUUAGCGACGACGCAUCUUCAGAAUAGGAACAUCAAGUUUAUAGUGCAACCAAGCUCAUUUUAUUUAUAUUCAUAUAUAGCACUUAUCUUGUUGUAAAGAUUAUUUAAAUUUUAAUAAAGAAUUUGCAUUACUUAGUCAAAA
Molecule: messenger RNA, 2267 nt
Organism: Anthonomus grandis grandis
Lineage: Eukaryota; Metazoa; Arthropoda; Insecta; Coleoptera; Curculionidae
Product: ubiquitin-like modifier-activating enzyme ATG7
Exons: 12
Coding region: 113-2152 (679 amino acids)
Biological process (GO): piecemeal microautophagy of the nucleus; cellular response to nitrogen starvation; protein modification by small protein conjugation
Cellular component (GO): cytoplasm; phagophore assembly site
Molecular function (GO): Atg12 activating enzyme activity; Atg8 activating enzyme activity
Source: RefSeq, a predicted model, not a curated record